UGCGUAAAGAGCGCAGAGCGGCAGCGCAGCAGAGAGACCGUCUCCACUGUCCACUGUGUCCUCCACCGCCGGGAUUACCGUUUCCUCUCCGUCUGCACAGACCUGCUCUCUAAAUGAAGCUUGGUUCUUCUCCGUGAUUUCUUCGCCAUGAGCUGCCUGGAUGUGAUGUACCAAGUGUUUGGUCCUCAACCUUAUUUCAGCUCCUACAGUCCCUAUCACCACCAGAAACUGGCCUUGUAUACCAAAAUGCAAGAUCCCCAGGACAGCGGCAGCCGGCUCGGCCCCCCGGCGAUCAAAGAGGAAGACAAGGAGCUGCCGCCGGGAGCCGAGUACCUGAGCUCCCGCUGCGUCCUCUUCACUUACUUCCAGGGAGACAUCAGCGCCGUGGUGGAUGAACACUUCAGCCGAGCCCUCAGCCACACAACUUCAUACCCUGCCUCAAGCAGCCACAAGGCCGUAAGAGAUGGAUCAUUCCCUAUGAGCCACAGAAGUUUCCCUCCGUCUUUCUGGAACAGCUCCUACCAGCCUUCGGUCUCCUCCACGCUGGGCAGUGCUCUGUCAGCUCCCCACACAGAGCUCCCCUUCCCUGGGGACCCGUAUUCCUCCGCCUCCCUGCACAGCCACCUCCAUCAGCCCAGCCCCGACUCCUGGCACCCAACCCAUCACCACCACCAUCACCAUCAUCAUCCUUACUCACUAGGGGGCGCUAUAGGCAGCCAGGGUUCAGCAUACCCACGUCCAGGGGUUCACGAGAUGUACGGCUCGGCGUUCGACCCGCGUUACGGCUCUCUGUUGGUGCCAUCUGUGAGGCCUCAUCACCGUUUGACAUCCGGCAGCUCAGUACCCGGACCCAGCGCCUCGCCCUGUGACCUGGGAGGGAAGGGGGAGUCGGGGACAGGUUCAACCUGGAGUGGCGCUUUCACUGGAGCUGGAGCAGAGAUUGGACUCAACAUGGACACAGGUCUGCAGGCACAGGAUAAGAGCAAGGAUUUGUAUUGGUUUUAGAGACUGCUGAGACUCUUCCCCUCCUGCUUCACUCCUACUUCAGCUGUAGCCUCUUUGCUUCACUCCUGCUCUACUCUGUUGCUCUGCUGUUAUUGGAUGACUGACAGAGAAACUGAAAAUCAGUCAGACGGCAGUUUUGUGCUGUAACUGCUUCUGGUCUACUUGCAGCUCGGUGCUACGGCGGACUGUGCAGCAGCAGCGCAGCCCUGCUGAGCUGAAUGCAGACAGUGUGGAUACAAAACAAGCGUGGAAACAAAAGCGGACUCGCAGAGGAGAGAGAGAAUCUGAUCUUGACGGAUGUGGACAAAGACAAGACUCUUUGUGCUUCUGUAACAGGCAGGGACAACAUUCCUAAACUGGAAAAAGUCUGGGGACAGACGGACAGAGACAUGUGUUGUUGAACUCCAAAGACAAGCGCUUGAAGGACUUGGCAGGACCUGCCUCACUGGGACAACUGGGCAACAGACACUGGGAGUGUUAUGGCUGGAGGACAGGCCGUGUUGGUGAUGAGGAGGCUGCACAGCAAGAAUCUGGCCCACUGCGAGGGCAGAAGGAGUCCAAACACUUUGGUUUACAUGGAGUAUUGUUUCAAUGUCAACUGGAAAAAAACAAAAAAAAACACUGUCAGUACUUUACGGCACUGUAAACAUUAAAUUAAAAAGUUUUGACUGAUAACAAAAGAUAUUUAAGUUAUGAUUUCACAAAGUGUUUCAACAGCUGCAAACAACUUAAGCUGUGUCUCCAUUACAUGUGUACAAACUCUAAGCAGGUUUUAAACUUAUUAAAAGAAGAUAAACUACUCAAAACUCAGUACGCAUACAAAGUUGUCUACGAACCUCUUGAUUUACAAGUGUACAGUUGAUGUACAUUAUUGUCCUUCAAUGCAAUGCAAAAAGGAAACGGGGGAGCUGCUGACAGCUGCAGAAAAUAAAAUACACUGGUGAGACAGCCACAGUAAAACUGUAAAAAAAACAAAAAAAAAACAGGAAAAAAUGACAAAGUCUUUGUUUUUCUCUUUGUGAAAUUUAAUUAAAAGUGGAAAAGUCAGUUUGACUAAUGUCCAUUAGGGCACAUGCUAACCAUGUCCAUUUGUAUGGCAGUUGAACAUACGGAUACUGUUUAUAUGAAGUAUGGAAUUGGGACACACUUGUCUCAGUAAGAUGUUACACUGAUUGGGAUGUAAGCAUGGAUUUGGUGAUUUGAAAGUCAAAUUUGGGUUUUGGACUGGUGAUUAUACAAAACAAGCAAUUUAAAGAUGUCACCUUGGGCUCUGGGAAUUUACGACGGACAUUUUUAUCUCAUUGUUCCAGGUCAUAUAUUAAACAAUGAAUGAUGCAAUUAAAAAAAAAAUGGAUUAAUUAAUUAUGAAUAAAAUGAUUAAUCGCAGCCCUAAUUUAAAUGUUAUUCAAACUGUACACACACCUGCUUACUUUGGUCAUAUUACCGACAUUUUAUUAUACAAACACAACUGAUGUCACAACAAACCAAGAAAUGCAUACUGCUGUCGAUAAAACGACCUCAGGUGUUAGGAAUAUUCUGUGUUGCUGGAAUUUUAACAAUGAACGUUUGAAAAGCUGCAGCAGUUGAAGAACGACCAUCAAUGUCGAGUGUCAUCAACUUCUGUUUAAUUUAAAAAUUGUUUGAUGGGCUAAACCGGGUAAACAGAGAGUGUGUCCACAUCAGCAGCAGAAUAAUACUACCUGCAGACUGGAAAGGACUGUGCUAAUCUCUUUGUUCUGGGUAUUUAUGAGACAUCAUUUUAUGGUGAAAGCAGAGAUUAAAAAAACCUUGCAAUGACUGUGUCAACAAAAGAAAUGUAAACUUCACACCAAUGACUGCUGAAAGUUAGAGAAAGAGGGGAGGGGUUCCCCUGAUGAAUGAGGAGUAUGACGGCUAUUUGGAGCCACUUGACUCUUUCACUCCCUACUCCCAUGCAGCUGUCAACGACAACUGCUCUUCAACUCAGUGAACACACUCCUGCUUGCGCGCGCACACACACACACACACACACACACACACACACACACACACAUGCUUGUCUUUAUUACUUAAGGUGGACCACAAUCUUUGAUUUCUUUGUGAGGACCACCACUUUCACUGGAGCCAGAAUGGUGCAAGAAACUAAAAAUAUAUAUUUUACUGCUAUAGUUGUGGGGGCCUGUCCCUGUUGCUAGGCAGAUAUGGAUCUUUAUUUAGGUUUCUCUCUCAGAGUACCCAAAGAGUUCCACUCAAACUAAGACUGCACUAAAGUUUUGUGUAAAUACACACUGUGGAAGUUACUGGAAACAAUCCCAAAACAUGAGAUUAUCCAAGAAUGUUAGUCACUGUUUGACCACUAUUUUACAUUCAAUUCAUUAGAUGGAUAUUAAUCAUAUGCAGCAGUUUCUUGAGCUUGAAAAGGAUAGGACAAUAGAGGAAUCAUAGUUUGGAAUUUAUGCAAUGUUUCUCACUCUGAUGUUUAUCCAGUGUGCUACUGAUUGGGAUUGGUCGAUAGUAACUUAUGUUGGUAAAUUUUAACAAGGUGAAUAACAUAA
Molecule: messenger RNA, 3539 nt
Organism: Epinephelus moara (kelp grouper)
Lineage: Eukaryota; Metazoa; Chordata; Actinopteri; Perciformes; Serranidae
Gene: vgll2a
Product: vestigial-like family member 2a
Exons: 4
Coding region: 148-1005 (285 amino acids)
Biological process (GO): regulation of transcription by RNA polymerase II
Cellular component (GO): nucleus
Source: RefSeq, a predicted model, not a curated record